Rotaria socialis is the source of this 1110-nucleotide messenger RNA. The record is from the annotation of a GenBank genome assembly. Lineage: Eukaryota; Metazoa; Rotifera; Eurotatoria; Philodinida; Philodinidae.
AUGACUGAUAAAGAUCUAAAAACUCAGGAAGAAUUUUCCAUUUCACAAAAUGCCGCCAAAACACAAGAUUGUCAACAUUUAACAUCGUUGUCGAUUGUUAAAUUUGACGGAACGAUGGAAGAUAUCGAAUUGAUUCUCUCAUUAACACCAUCGCUGACUCGUCUUAGAUUAAUAUCAUGUCGAAAGAAAUUCGAUUCGACAUUUGAUGGCUCGACCUGGGAACGAACCAUCGGAAGCAAGCUUCCUCUAUUGAAAAACUUCGAACUCUUCCUCAGUCAUGAAUUCUGGCGAGACACACUCAAAGUUCUAGAACUUGGAUCGUGUAAAACCGGACAUAAAGGUGCUAUGCAUCUGGCUUGUCUUCUACGUACAAAUCAGACGUUGACACACUUGGAUUUGAAAUAUUGUAACAUUGAAAACCAAGGAGUAAAGGAAUUGACGGACGCAUUACGAACAAAUAAAUCACUUACAACGCUCUUUCUUUCUCAUAACAAAAUUGAUGCUGAAGGUGUGGAAUAUUUGAUUGAAGCAUUAGAAGACAAUAAAACACUUUUACAAAUUCGUGAUAUUUCUGCCAGCAACGAUAAUCAAAAUUUGGUUAGUGUUAAUGUGGCAAUUCAAAUGCGUAACAACAAAGCCCUCACUGCGCUAUAUCUAGCGAAUAAUUCUUUAGGAGAUGAAGGAACAAAAUUUCUAGCCGAUGCUUUACAAAAUCAUCCUAAACUCGAAAUAGUUGAUCUAGGAAAUAAUAAAAUCACAUUCAUUGGAGCAGACUGUAUGUUUAUAGCAUUGCAGAAUAACGCUACACUUACAACACUUAUUCUAAAAAAUAACUCGGGCAUAGAUUGUGAAGCUAUUUCUCAUGCGAUCAGUCUGAAGAAUAACCAGACACUAUCUGAAUUCAAAUUUUCUUGGGAAAAGGCAGGAGGCCCAGGUGCAAAAUAUAUAAGUGAUAUGAUCAAAAAUAACACGGUAAUCCUACGAUUCUUUGUCGAAUUAUAUGAUGCUAUUGUGUAUUUAUUCGAAUUAGGUCAUAAAAACAUUGAAAAUUUCGUACGAUCAGGUCGAACUUGGUGUAGUACAAUACUUCUUAGACGCACUGAAGUGUAA